AUGGAAGUGCCGAGCGUCAAGGACUUCCACUGGAAGAGCCUGGCGCCGCUGCCCCGCCGCCGCGUCUACUGCGCCCUGCUGGAGAGCGGGGGGCAGGUGUACGCCAUCGGGGGCUGCGACGACGGCGGCGUCCCCGUGGACUGCUUUGAAGUCUACUCGCCCGAGGCCGACCGCUGGACCGCCCUGCCGCCCCUGCCCACCGCCCGCGCCGGCGUGGCCGUCACCGCCCUGGGGAAGCGCAUCAUGGUGAUCGGGGGCGUGGGCACCAACCAGCUGCCCCUGAAGGUCGUGGAGAUGUACCACAUCGACGAGGGCAAGUGGAAGAAGAGGAGCACGCUGCGAGAGGCGGCCAUGGGCAUCUCGGUCACGGCCAAAG
Messenger RNA from Dipodomys ordii (Ord's kangaroo rat), 376 nucleotides. RefSeq names its product kelch domain-containing protein 8A-like. NCBI's taxonomy places the organism in Eukaryota, Metazoa, Chordata, Mammalia, Rodentia, Heteromyidae. Gene Ontology annotation, molecular function: protein binding. The annotation marks the transcript as partial. The record is from RefSeq and is a predicted model, not a curated record. The transcript has a single exon.